Molecule: messenger RNA, 3189 nt
Organism: Suillus paluster
Lineage: Eukaryota; Fungi; Basidiomycota; Agaricomycetes; Boletales; Suillaceae
Exons: 4
Coding region: 1-3189 (1062 amino acids)
Source: RefSeq, a predicted model, not a curated record
AUGUCACGACUGCAGCCCAGCACGUCUUCCGAGUCUCCUCUAAGCGCAUCUGCGCCUGGUGACUCCCCAUCCAACAGAGGCUACGUCUCUGAACGCCCCUCUUCCUCUACCCACCCGAGGGUCUCCGAAGGCUCAGAAGGUUAUCCCUCCUGGCUCCCCAGUAGGCCUCCUCCGCCUGCGCCGGCAUCAACUUUCCACUCCUCCGUUGGAAUGUUCGAGCCUCCUCCACCCGAGACGUUCUCGGGUGGUCGAAAGGCUACGCCACGUUCUGUGCGCGUUGUGAGCCUCCAGGACACUGCCCAGCCUGGCGCUAAUCCGUAUCAUCGCCGGGAUGCCACAGACCACACUGCGCUGAGCAAUCCUCUACGUCCUCGAGUCUGGUCACGUGCUACAACUGCUGGCCUGAGUGGAACUUUGAUCUCACAAGCUGUUAACACACAAGAGCGUCUUCAAGCACCCAAGUUUCGGUCAACUGGUCUUCACCCGGAACUCCUUCGGAACCCUUCCAUCCUAGCUCGUCUUUAUUUCUGCUUACUUCCUAUCAUGACCUUUUACCACAUUCCUCUGCAAACAUUCUUCGACUUCAAUGCUGUAUUUAUACUCUUGCAGGUUGCUAGGUAUCCAAAUCCGUCCGCACCAGGCGUGCCAGGUUCUGGCAAGAAUUGGGCCCUCGGUGCUGCCGCGUACAUAGCUUGUUGGCUGGCUUGGAUCGCCAUGGUCUUUGUUCUAUACGAUCUUGUUUACUCCUUCUGGCGCCGAUGGCGUGUUAAGCGACCGCUUAUCACACCAUUGUAUUUUUCUUCCUCUGCUUUCAAUCUCACUUGCAUGACGUCCUACACCAAUUUCUGUUUCAUGCAAUACAUCCGCUUCUCGGCCUUCUUUGGCGAAAAUGGCAGUCUUCGUGAUGGCAUCGCGGAAACGUUCUGGUUUUAUUCACAGAACCUGCCCACUGUCGCGCUUCUGCUACCUCGAGCGGGUCUCUCCCUCACUUUGCUAUUCGCAUUCACAUCUGCGUCUCCUGAUUAUGUCGCUAUGCUCGAAGCUGGUCUCAAUCUUCGCGAUGCAACUUACUUCCGUGCGUCAGACGGUACACUAACGGAUUACGCCCGUGGCGUCCUUAUUGCCAAUGCCGCUUGGACGGCGUGGCGUGUCCUUGUCCUGCUUCUCAGCUGGAUAGGUCUGUGGAUUCUGAGUGGCCAGGGUUGCGCCGGACUCUGUGGGCCACGCUAUAGGUGGGAGGAGGAUCACGAGAAGUCUAUGCCCAACCACAGCGAUGGUGCCUCUGAAACAGAUGCUCUUCUCUGGAGCUGGAGAAUUUGUACACGUCUCCGCAUCCAAGAAGCUUAUGACUUUUGCUUAACGGUGAAGCCUCCUGCACGGUGGUCUGGUACUGCAAAGAAGGAAGACCCGGGACUGCUAGGGGUGGAAACUUCCCCACCGUUUGAGGUCGAGCAGGUGCUCGCGGCUGUUGGUUUCCCUUCGGCGCCACCGCCAGCAAGACGCGGUGCACUUUCCGAGGACCUUUUCUCCUAUCCAAGGGAGGAAUCUGGGGAGGCGCCAGCGCCCCCACCGGAACUGUCUGAGAUCAUCCCGAAGGUUGUGAAGAGAUCAUCGAAGGACAAGGAGAUGACUGGUCCUUCAGCACCCCUGCUGAAACUUCCGUAUCCAUUCGCUGCGUAUAGCGCUCAAGUGUCAUCCAAGGAUCAAAUCCCUUUCCCGCCUUCCCCUGGUUCCAGGAAGGAGAAACGUAGGUCGCCAAUCACCAGCGGCUCUGAACAUCCAGGACAAGACGAUGAAGAGGAUGAAGAUACUGACGACGACGACGACGACGAAGAGGCAGGGGAGGUCGAGAUCGAAGUCGAGGAGAACAGCGAAGCUCAGCCACGCACCUCAGGUUCGAUGUCCAGUCUUGGGCAGCCUGUAAUGUCUCGUUAUCCAUUCCAACUUCGCCGUCCUGCCCGCGGAGGCUCUGUAUCUUCGGCUCCCGGUACACACUCGACUCCUAGGACCCAUGCAUCUACGAAUACCCGCUCAACGGAGUCGAGAGCGUCACAUUCUACACAAUCUACCGGCAAUCGGGAUACUUCAUCUGAGUCUCCCAACUCCCAUGAGGGCAUGUCCAGUCCUGGCUCCGGAUAUGGUAGCCCAAUACCUAUGCCGCCUCGUCACCCCCAACCAGGUCGUGGUCGCGCUCGUGCAGGAACUGUUCCAUCAGUGUUGUCCUCAUCUCCCUCUCCGAUUGUGUACACUGGUCGUGGUGCUUCUACCAGAAUCCGGGUCGACAGCGGCCAGACAGAGACCUUCAGCGGUGGUGGUUAUGAAUCAUUCCUUAGCGAAGAGGUUGACGAUGAGGCAGGGGUGGAAGGGGAGGAGGAAGAUGAAGAUGAAGAUAAUGAAGAUGAUGACGAAGAGCCGCAGAUGAUGGAACAGCCUGUGCCCGAAGGUCCCCAUGAAGCUGCAGAAGGCGAGGAUAGCGUUGGUCUCCUCAGUGUUGGUCCUCGCAGCCCGAAAUCUUCGAUGGUCAGCAGCCGUCGCCGCCGUGGGCAUCACUCAGAUUCUGGACGUUCACAAUCUGGGCGCUCACGAUCUGAUUCUCGUUCUGGCUCUCUGUCGGGUUCGUCGAGAUCCCGUGCUGGUUCAGCCGUCCGUUCGCGGGCGCAGUCACUCAUACAGAGCAUCGGAGCCGCCUCGCGAUCGUCGCUGGACCUUGUCCAGACCAUGCGCUCUCGUGCAAAUUCGUCUAUGGCUCGUCUUGAGGAGGACAUGGUGUCCUCAUCCGACUCUCGCUCACGUAGUGGGUCAGAGGGAGUGCACAGUAGCAACGAGAAUUAUACCUUUGGAGUCAGGCCACAUGUAGGUCAAAGCUCCGGGUCCCGUCUGAGAGAGGCUCCCUCGAACCCUUCCUUCUUUGCCCCCUCUAUUUCUGCACCUUCGGAAGCCACUACCUCUCAUCUCACUGCUCGUCCUACCUCCUGCGAGCGUGGGCUCAGGCGAUUAGAUAUCCCUACGCGGCCGUAUGGGAUGCAAAGCGAUGAUAGCCGACCCGACAUUAGUACCGCGGCUCAGUCAUUCAUAACCGCGCCUGCUACAUUAGCAGGCUCCUCUGUCUCCGGUGAACCUGUUCCAGCAAGCUGGCAAGAAGCGUCGCACAUGUUUGACAGACCAGGUACUGAGUGGAGACCUGCAUGA